AUGGGAGUAGAUCAUGGCCUCGUAGGUGGGGUAAGGGUAGAGAGAGGACUCCAUGAGGCUCUCUGCCUUGUCCACCUUGGCCCGGAGGGCAACCAUCUGAGGCUUCACGGUGUCGCACAGGUAAGUGGCCUCGUCCGCCAGAGAGGUGUGGGGCUUCGCGGCGAUGAGCGACUUCAGCUUCUCCAGCUCGUCCACGAUGCUCUCGUACACCGCCUUGCGGCCGCCUGCGAGCUUGUCGAAGCCCUUGAACUUCUCCAGGUCCUUGGCACAUGCUGGCAUGUAGCCAGUCUCCACCAUCUGGAUCAUGGUCUCAACCUCGCAACACAUGCAGGAGAUGUAGUUCUCGUACAUCACUUCCUGUCGUGCCUCGGUCUCCUCCUUGGUGUAGAUCUUCAGCGUCUCAAGGAGCUUGGUGUUCUUCUCGGAGCUCCAGGUAGCCACUGCCUUGGGCGUGGUGUUCAGGUUCGGCAAUCCUCGCUUGCUUGCCUCAACCGGCCACUCUGCCGAGUAGCCGUUUCCGGUGAAGAUGACGUGCUUGUUCUCGGAGUAGAGCUUUGCCACGGCAUCGCGAUGGCUCAUGCCACCCUCAAUCAGGCUGGACAGGUGCGCCAUGCCCGCAGACAUGAUCGCAUUGCAGACCAUGAUGGGCAAGCAGCAAUUCUGGGAGGAGCCGACGGCACGGAACUCGAAGCGGUUGCCGCAGAAGGGGAACGGGGCCGUGCGAUUGCGGUCCUCGACGUUGGCCUCGAUGUGCAUGGCAGCGCUGCAGCCCGUCGACUGCUUCUUCUUCUCGGCCUUGUAACCCAGGAGAUCGCCGCCGGAGCAGAUGCUCUCGACGAAUGCCUCGAAUCCCUGACCGGGAUACAAGGAGAUGAUGGCAGGAGGAGCCUCCUGUGCGCCCAGUCGGUGGUCGUUGCCAGCGCUCGCCACGGUGCAGCGCACCAUCUCGUUGUGCUGCGCCAGGCCGUAGGACAGGCAGGCAAUGGCCGUCACGUACAGCUUCGCACCAGCCUCGUUCUUGCCCGGGUAGAAGAAGUUCAACCCGGUGUCGGUGCCGAUGGACCAGUUGGCGUGCUUUCCGCUGCCGUUGAUGCCGGCAAAGGGCUUCUCGUGGAAGAGCACCUGCAGACCCAGCUUGGCGGCUUCCCGGUUCAUCACCUCCAUGAAGCAGACGUUGCUGUCGCACGACACGUUGGCGGCACGGAAGACGGGGGACAUCUCAUGUUGUCCCGGUGCCACCUCGUUGUGCUUCACAGCCAUUGGGCACCCGAUCUUCAGCAUCUCAGCCUGGACAACGUCCAGCAGCUUCUGCACGCUGCCGGGGAUCGCCUGGAAGUAGUUCAGGUCUCCUUGCUGAUGGCGGGUAGGCAACUUGCCGAACAGCGUGCGGCCGGUGUUCACCAAGUCCGGCCGGGCCUUGAAGUGCUCGGCACUGAGCACGAAGAACUCCUGCUCCCAUCCCAAGUAGCUGAACAUGCACUUUGCAUCGGUUCCGAUUCCAAUGUUCUUCAAGAGGCGCAGGCCGUGGAGGGUCACCGCAUCCAUCGAUCGCAAGAGAGGCGUCUUCUCAUCGAUGCAUUUUCCAAAGUGCGUGACGAAGGCACACGGAAUGUACAGGCAAGCAUCCAUCACGAAUGGAGGGGAAGAGCGGUCCCAGGUGGUGAAGGCGGCUGCGGAGUGGGUCACUCGCAGGCCUCCAUUCGGGAAGGAGGAGCCAUCCGUCUCACCCUGGAAGAGGCGCUCCGCUGGCAAGCAGGCCUUCAUGGGCUUGGUGAUGUACUUGGAACCGAACUCCAGGUCCAUGAGGGUGUCUUUCUUGAAGGCUCCGAGCAUGCCGCCGACGGCGCCACCUCCGCCACGCAGGGGGAAGAACCAGUGGGCGAAGUCGAUGGCACCGCGCUCGCGAGCCCAUGCGAACAUGGUGUCGGCGAUAAUCUUCAUGUCGUCCUCCGGGGUUGGGGCCCCGCUGACCAGGCACUCGUUGAAGCGCUGCACGACGGCUGCAGGGAGCUUCGCUGCCAUGACGGCGUCGUCGAACAUGCAGGUGCCCAUCGUGGUGAUCGCGUCGGAGGCCAUGGCUCAAAAUGCGGGUGUGAUGACCAGCCUUGCCGUGUACUUCGAGCCGAGAUGACUGCCACGUGUCAUAGUCAUGCGUGUCCUCUUCUCUGUCUGAUGAGCACUCUCCUUUGUCACCUGAGCACCUGCACCUCGGCCGACCCCUGGUCCUUUGCAUCCAGAGAGCCGAAAUCUCACAAACCUUCCCCCAGCCAAUACAAAGAUCCCAACACUCUUCGCACGCCACUUUUGCCACAGCACGGCAGGUGCCUACAGUGUCCUACGCUCUCCACACAAGACCUUAAACAAUGUGACUCUCCAAGUCACCAAAUCAAAAUUUGGAGAUUGCCUUGCGACGGCAAAGCUGUCAUGGCAAGGGUGAAUCAGAUGCUAAACUAA
Molecule: messenger RNA, 2454 nt
Organism: Symbiodinium natans
Lineage: Eukaryota; Dinophyceae; Suessiales; Symbiodiniaceae
Source: the annotation of a GenBank genome assembly